Amborella trichopoda is the source of this 1664-nucleotide messenger RNA. The record is from RefSeq and is a predicted model, not a curated record. Lineage: Eukaryota; Viridiplantae; Streptophyta; Magnoliopsida; Amborellales; Amborellaceae.
CCAUCUUUGCGCACUGGAAGCCUUGCAUCAAAGGAGCCAGCCCCCUCUCCUCUGUCACUAGAAGUAGGAAACCAGAGCAUCAACCAAGCUCACUAGCAACAGGCGAGCCACGAUGGGUGCCAUAUCCUACUGGUCACCUUCCCAGGACAAGGCCAUGUUAAGCCAGCAAUCAGAUUUGCUCGCCGCCUCCAACGCCAGCCUUCUUGUGAGCUUAGCUACCAACAAGACCGUCGGCCAGCAGAUGCACGAUGCAAGUGCCGCUGGCCCCGUUGGGCCUAUCAGCUUCGAGACCUUCUCCGAUGGCCUCGGUAUGCCAGAUAACAAUCAGCACGACCUUGACAAGUUCAUGGCUCAGCUCAACUGUGCCGGUCCAGAAGGGCUGGCGGCUCUGAUCAAUGACCUCCAGGCCCGGGGCCGACCUGUGCACUAUGUUGUGAGCAACCCAUUCAUGCCGUUUGUUGUGGAUGUGGCUGAGGGCUUUGGCAUCCCAUGCGCGAUGCUCUGGAUCCAGUCUUGUGCUGUCUAUGCCGUCUAUUACCGAAGCCUCUACAGGCUUGGCGAGUUCCCGACACCGGAGAGACCAAACAUAGACAUCAGCCUUCGGGGGCUUCCUGUGCUGAAAACGAACGAGCUCCCGAGCUUCCUCGUGCCCUUUGCGCCAUAUCAGUGCUUGGCAGAUGCGAUAUUGUGCCACAUCAGGAAAAUCAAUAAGGUGAAGUGGGUGCUAGCGAACUCGUUCCAUGCACUCGAGACUGAAGCCAUUCGGUCCAUGUCGGAGCUCACACCGAUCAUGCCUGUGGGCCCGCUCGUGCCCUCGAAGCUGCUCGGCAAAUCCACAGCGUCCGAGAUGCAGGGCGAUCUGUGGAAGCCCGAAGAUGACUGCCUGAACUGGCUAAGCACUCAGCCCAGAGAAUUUGUAAUCUAUGUUGCCUUUGGGAGCGUUGUGAGCCUACCGCCAAAGCAAAUUGAGGAGUUAGCGUGGGGCCUCGCGAGCAGCGGACGGCCCUUCCUCUGGGUGGGAAAACCGGUUGCGAGCACCUCCAAGUUCCUGCUGCCAGACGGAUUCUUAGAUGCAACCGCCGGACGAGGCAAAGUCGUUAAAUGGUGCCCGCAGGUGGAGGUGCUGACCCACCCGGCCGUCGCCUGCUUCGUGACACACUGUGGAUGGAAUUCGACUCUCGAGACCAUCGCAGCCGGCACCCCCAUCUUAGCAUUUGCUCACUGGGGCGACCAAGUCACGAAUGCAAAGUUCUUGGUCGAUGUCUUCGGCGUUGGGGUCCGGCUCGAGCGCGAUGCAGAGGGAGUGGUCCGAAGAGACGAGGUUUGCAGGUGCAUAGAGGAGAUAAGGGAGGGGCCAAGGGCGUCCAAGAUGAGAGAGAAUGCGAUGAAAUUGAAAGAGGCGGCAAGAGAGGCGUUAGAAGAGGGGGGCUCCUCUUAUAAGAAUCUGAGGGUCUUUGUGGAGAACCUCAUGUCCUUGGCUCUUGAGGUACAGGCGAUCCGGGUUCGCUUGCCCGAGGACCAAUCACCCGACUAAUGAAUGGUUUGUUAUCUUAGUUUAUUAUCAAUUUCCUAUGUCAUAUGUGUUCCACUUUUAAUUGAUUUGUCUUGUAGUUUAAGAACUGGAACUUAGAAAUGAGCCUACGUAAUUAUAGGUGUUUUUUUUU